GCGAUUUACUUUAUUUCGUAGCGGAACCAAUACCUAGGCUUAGGGUUGUUCACCCGAAGUGUUUUGCAAGAAGGACUGUAGCUUCGGUUCUGUGUCGUUCAUACUAAACUACAUGAUUCACAGUUUCAAAGAUUCAACAUGAUGAGGUAUUGGGGAGAGAUCCCGGGACCGGCUGCCGCCCCUCCUAGCCGCAGCUCCUUUGACCUGCUACAGCGCGAGUUUCGCUCCGUGGAGGUGCAGGACCCACCACUCCACCAGCCGUCCGCCCAGCGUCCCCGACCCACCACAAUGCUGGACAUCCCGUCCGAGCCCUGCAGCCUCACCAUUCACACAGUACAGCUGUGCCAGCAUGUCCGCCGCCUCCGUAGCCUGCUGACAGCUGCCCAGACACAGGGCUCAUCAACCUCUGAGGGCGGCAACAGACUCGAGGAGGCCGAUACAAACCUUCCCCUUCGACCCCCGACACCACCAGCCAUGCCAGACGACCUCUUGCCCCUGGACAGCAAAGCCCCACAGCAGCCCUUCCAACUCCGCCACAGCGAUCCUGAAAGUGAUUUCUAUAUAGGCAAAGGCGAGCCGGUGACGGAGCUCAGCUGGCCGUCCUGCCGGCAGCUGCUCUACCAGUCGGUGGCCACGGUGCUGGCCCACGCCGGCUUCCAGUCGGCCCAGGAGAGCGUCCUGGAGACCCUCACCGACCUGGUGCACGAGCGCUACCUGCGGCUCGGCCGGCUGCUGCGCGUGGCGGUGGACCGGGAGGCGCGCGUGGGCGCCAGCCCCUUCCCCGACGUGGUGGAGCAGGUGUUCCACGAGGUGGGCAUCGGCAGCGUGCUGAGCCUGCAGCGCUUCUGGCAGGUGCGCAUCAAGGACUACCACAGCAACAUGCUCCAGGUGAGCAAGGACCUGGCCGAGGAGUACGAGCGGCUGGUGAACCCGGAGAAGGCCCUGGAGGACUCCAAGCCCCCGCGGAUCAAGGAGGAGCCCCUGAGCGACAUCUCCUUCCCCGUCAGCGAGGAGCCCGAGGCCGACCCGGCGUCCGGGGACCAGGCCCUGCCCAUCGGUGUGCUGGGGGCCCACGGCGAGAGGCUCCCCGCGGGCCUGGACGGAGACCCCUCCCCACACGCCUCAGGCGGCGGCCGAGGCGGCAGUCCCUCUCUCUGGCCACACGUGAAGAUGGAGCCCCAAGAAGGGGAGGAGGGCCAGGGAGCCAACCACCACCACCACCCCCACCCUCACCCCCACCACCAGCCCCACCACCUGGGAGGGGACGUGUUUGAGGAGGGCGGGCCCAUGUCCACCAUGAGCGAGUCGGGCGGCGCCAUGGCGCCCUCUCCCACGGGCGGGGGGGCGGCGGCCUCGGACGGCAGCUACGCCUCGCACUCGCCCGACUCCCUGUUGGAGGCCUCGCCCGUCUUCAACCAGAGGCCCCGCAAGCGGGCCAAGAAGAUGUGAGGAUAAUCUCUGACAGACACACACACACACACACACACACACACACACACACACACACACACACACACACACACACACACACACACACACACACACACACACACACACACACACACACACACACACACACACACACACACACUUCGUCAACGGAGCUUGUCAAAGGCACUUGAGCUCCCGGCAAAGUCUGCCACGUCGGUCGAUCUGCCAUCUGACAAAUGGUGUGUCAGGCCGGUAAGGAGCGUUUUGCCGCACCACCGCUCCAGAAGAGUCGGGUGGACGCCGCAGCGGUUGGUGUGGGGAUGCUCCACCCUAUUAACACCGCACCUGGACGUGUGUAAGCCCUGCCAGGUGGUGAGGGGAACCCCAGGCUGUUACAGUGCAGAUCCACGAGGAGGUGGGACACACUAAAUCAUAAAAAGAGGGGGGGGGGGGGGGGGGGGGGGGGCUUAUUAAGUAUGUUGUGCUUCUUCUUUUUUUAUCUUGUGUUUGUGAAUGCAAUGUAUGAUCUAUGUUGAGCGUUUUGUAGUGGAAUAUAGGGUUUGUGAUUUAUAACUGAAAGUGUACUUUUUUCAAGUUUGAAAUCUAUAGAUGAAAUAUCUGAUGACUAGCCUAUGAAUCACCAUGGGUUGUUCAUUUCAUGAGCAUCUCACACCUCGUUUCUAUACCAAACUUGUUUGUUUCAUGCAGCAUACAGUAUAUCUUUAACGGCGUUAGCUUCUGCUGCUGAGUGCCUAGCUAUAAACACUCAGGAUGGCGGCAUCUGUUGUUGCAAAUAAGGAAAAGCUGUGAAUGCAGCUCCACAGUGUAAUGGCUUGGUUAUCUGCAUCAUAAAGAUGACAUUAAUCCUGCGGUAAUGGCUCAUUAAUUACAGCAUUAAUACAUUUGGCAUGCAAAAUUAGCAAGCACUUUUUAAAAGACUUCUCUUACUUACAAUCCCCUCCCCCCCCUUACAAUUUGAGCGAUAGACGGGUGCGUCCCUUUGACCCUGAGGACAAACUGAUUUGGUUGUUAUGAGUGCUUAUCUGUUUUCCUUCCACAUUUGUAUUGAAUUCAUUUGAAAUGAUGUUUAUUUGCACUGUCCCUAUGGUGCUGCGGCUGAAAUCCAUUAAAACAUUUUCCACUUAUUAUUAGUUUCCAGAGAAGAUCAAAAUGCA
Gadus macrocephalus (Pacific cod) is the source of this 2606-nucleotide messenger RNA. It is a transcript of the gene supt7l, whose product is annotated as SPT7 like, STAGA complex subunit gamma. Gene Ontology annotation, molecular function: protein heterodimerization activity; transcription coactivator activity. Bases 139 to 1449 code for a protein of 436 amino acids. The record is from RefSeq and is a predicted model, not a curated record. NCBI's taxonomy places the organism in Eukaryota, Metazoa, Chordata, Actinopteri, Gadiformes, Gadidae. The transcript is spliced from 5 exons. Gene Ontology annotation, cellular component: SAGA complex.